AUGGUAAGUCUAAUAGUCAAUAGGAAAAUAUUUAUUUCAAUUGUAAUUUUAGUCAAUAUUGUUUCAAAUUUGAAUGAUACAACUCAAUUAGAAAAUUUUACAAUUGAAUGGCAAAAUUUUGAUUUAUUAAAAUGUGCUGUACCAACAACAAUUAAUGUGUCUCUCUUUAAUUGUUUACCAUCACCUAAUUAUACACAAGUAGAUGAUAUAUCAUGUCUUGAAGAAUCAAUAAUGAACUUCCAAGAAAGUAUGUGUCAAUCUACAUCGACGACAAUGAGUUUUAUAAAUUGGGAAGGAACUACAACACAAUCAUCAUCAUUAGCAAGUUCUACUAUUCAAAUGACAAAUAGUAUUACAACUGAUUCAUUGCUAAUUAAAUCCAGUAGUGUAUCUCAGAUGUCAUCAAUGAUAACAAACGAUAUAAAUCACAUAAAAUCUAAUAUUACUAGUCAAACAUCAUCACCAACGGUGGUAAGUAGCACGAUUCGAGCAACUACUAUUGAUAGAAUUCAAACGUCGGUAACAACUGCUCAUAGUGGUACUUAUCAUACAUCAAUAGCAACAACAAUAAAUCUCUCUACUACAAUACCAGGAACAACAAUGAGUCUAUCUACUGUAAAGCCAACAAUAACAAUCGAAUCUACUAGCACAAUAACUGAAACAUCAAAACAAACUACUAAAGAAAAUUCAUACGACUGUCCCGAAGAUACAAUAGGUUCUUCUUGUAAUAUUUCAUCCGAUGCAUGUUCCAUGUUACAGCCAUGUUUGAAUGCAGCAACAUGUUUUCCAAAUAAUACAUUAUCAUUAAAAUAUCAUUGUCAAUGUCAGUCAGGUUAUACAGGUCGUGAUUGUGAAAAUGAUCAAAGAAUAUGUAGAGAGAAUACAUGUUUGAAUGAUGGAGUUUGUAUUGAAUUAAACAUUAUUAAGAUAACUAGCAACAAUAAUCAAACAAAUUUCUUAUGUGAAUGUAAAAAAGGUUAUUUAGGUAUUCAUUGUGAACUUAAAGUUGAUUUUUGUGAUAAUAUAACAUGUCAAAACAAUGGUAUAUGUCGUACAAUUGAUAUGAUUCCAAAAUGUAUAUGUUUGGAUUUAACACUUUUUUAUGGUAAAUAUUGUGAAUUUCAAACAACAUCAUUAAAAACUCGAAAAAUUGUAAAUAAAUCAUUUGCAAGUGUUGCAAUAACAGCUAUUAUUGUAACAUGUUCAUUUGUCAUAUUGAUGGAUGUUCUUAAAUAUAUAUUUCAUAUUGAUCCAGUUAAAUCUGAACGUAAAAAAUAUGUAAAAUCAAAACAAAAAAAUCGAAGAAAGCAAACAUUAAAAUCUAAUGUUACAAAACCUGCAAUUAGAUUUCUCUAUGUCGCAUAG
Rotaria sp. Silwood1 is the source of this 1365-nucleotide messenger RNA. The record is from the annotation of a GenBank genome assembly. Lineage: Eukaryota; Metazoa; Rotifera; Eurotatoria; Philodinida; Philodinidae.